CAGCAGCAGCAGCAGCUGAUGAUGAAGAGAGAGGCAGUGGCAGAGGGGGGGCACCUUUUAUUUCUAUUUUUAAAGGGACAGGACACUAAUUUUACCCCACUUCAACCUUGAAUUGAGGGGGGUGGGGGGAAGGCGGCUGAGUUCCUUCCCCCACCCUCCAGCCCUGAGACCUGAGAGGGGGAUUGAGCCUGAGAGAGAAGGAGAAGGAGUUUCUUCUUCUUCAAAAAUCCCCCAUCCACGACUCCUACCCCCUCACCCCUCCACUAGCCUCCCUCCCGAGCCCCCUCCAUCCUCCUCCUCUUUGGCCGUGAAAGGAGAGAAAGAGACCAAAAGCCUCUUAGCAACACAGACCCUUCUCUGCUGCUGCUGCUGCUGCUGCUACUGCUGCUGCUGCUGCUGCUGCUGCUGCUGCUACUGCUGCUGCUGCUUGGCCCUGGCUGGAGACAUCUCACUACACCCGGGAGCAGCCACUUCCCCAGCUCUCCUCCUCCUUCGCCUCCUCCUCCCCCUCCACUCCCCCCCCUUUAUUACCCUUUGUGUCAUCCUCCACAGCUCCAGGGAAGGCACUCAAAAGUGGGGGGCAGGAAAGGUGGCUUCUUCAGUUGUCAUGACAGAGGAAGUAGGAAGUAGAGAAUUGGACAUUUUUAAGGACAAUCCUGAACAAGGUUGAUCUGGGCAUGAAGUUAAACAGGAUAUUGCUUUCAUCUACUUCAGCCAAAUCUCAAAGUCACUGACCUAAGAAAGACCUCCCCAUCUACUUUGAUAAAAAGCAGAGUUGAAAAUGCUUAGAAGUCACCCCUUCUGCGGACAUUCUCCGAUCUUUUCAUUUUGCAUUAGGUGUACCUCCUCUGUGAACAUCUGUAGUAUCCUGUGCAUACUCAGAUGCUUAUUGAAGAUAACAGUUUCUGCGUAUGGGAAGUAGAUAUUGAAGGGUAUAUGGUUUACAGACAAGAUCUUUAAAAAAUAGACACUCAAGGACCAAGGAAAUAUAUACCAGAAGCCAAGAGCACAGAAUAUUUUUCUUCAUCAAUCUGUAGACCUGUGAUACUCCUCUAAUUCCAUCAAACACAAAGGAAUGAUCACCUUGACAGAUGGCCACAGAGGAUGUCAACAAUUUUUUGGAGGCAAGCAAUGAAAUAUUUGUGCUGAGUUUUCUAUUAUUAAAGAGAAGAGGUACUCCUUUAUAGGGACUCGUAAAGACAUAGAGCAUCUAGAGAUUUACUGCCUCCAUUACGCUGCUGGGUCUCACAGCACAUGUUAUGUUUUUAUCAGUUUCUCUGCAGAAGAAGGUUGGAAACCCAAGUGCCUACGGAGGCCAGGCUGGUGGGAAUGAAGCAGGAAGCCACUGCAGUGUACUGGAGAGCCAAGUCCUUUCUGAAGGAGCAGCCACUGCUCCGUUCCAGAUAAUUGUUGCAAGGCAGGAAUGCUGACCUAGUGUUACCACAUUGUCCAGUUUCUCAGGCUACAUUAUUGGAAUUUUGAAGACAUGAAAACAUCAGAUGAACCAACCUGCAACAUCUUGGAUUCAGAUUGGAAGAUGAAGAGAAAGUUUAAAGAAUGUGGCCUAUAAAGGCGGGUAGUACCUGGAAAUAUUAACUGACUCACACUGUAAAAAUGAGAACAGUUUCUAAACAAUAGAGGUUAUUUUAGUCCAACAUCAAGGUUCAAGACAAAAUGUUGAACUAAAAACUUACACUCCUCCCCUCCCCCACUUCAGACAGGUACCAGCAUUGGUGAAUAUGAUUUUCCUUAGUCAGAAGCACUCGUUUUUACCCAUGUAGACCAUCCUUAGGAAUUAAAUAUUGAUUAUUUAAUGUAGAUUAUAAUGGGAAACUGAUUUUUUCUACAAUGGCAGAUUUCAAGGACUUGGUUCCAAACUGAGCCGAAGCUUCCCAAUGCAUUUUGUACAGUCUGGGGAAAACUGUGCUGCGUUGGCCAUUUUUGAAGGCCAUGAUGCCCUGUAAUAUAAGGAUAUCAUCUUAUUGCUGAUAUCUUUGGGGAGUCCCAAGCAGACACAGAAAAUGAAUGGAGGCAAGGAGUGUGACGGAGGGGACAAGGAUGGAGGUCUUCCAGCUAUACAAGUUCCUGUGGGUUGGCAGCGUCGUGUGGAUCAAAAUGGAGUGCUUUAUGUCAGUCCCAGUGGGUCUUUGUUAUCUUGCUUGGAGCAGGUUAAAACAUACCUGCUUACUGACGGAACAUGCAAGUGUGGCUUGGAAUGUCCUCUUAUUCUUCCCAAGGUGUUUAAUUUUGAUCCUGGAGCUGCUGUGAAACAGAGAACUGCAGAAGAUGUUAAAGCAGAUGAAGAUGUCACAAAGCUAUGCAUACAUAAAAGAAAAAUCAUUGCAGUGGCCACACUUCAUAAAAGCAUGGAAGCCCCACAUCCUUCUCUGGUGCUCCCCAGUCCCGGAGGAGGAACAAAUGCAACUCCAGUAGUACCUUCACGGGCAGCAACUCCAAGAUCUGUAAGAAAUAAGUCUCACGAAGGAAUUACAAAUUCUGUAAUGCCUGAAUGUAAGAAUCCUUUCAAAUUAAUGAUUGGAUCAUCAAAUGCCAUGGGAAGGCUAUAUGUACAAGAACUGCCUGGAAGCCAGCAACAAGAACUCCACCCUGUCUACCCCCGGCAGAGAUUGGGCAGCAGUGAACACGGACAGAAAUCUCCAUUCCGUGGCAGCCAUGGAGGCCUGCCCAGCCCAGCGUCGUCAGGUUCCCAGAUAUAUGGAGAUGGCUCAAUCUCUCCAAGGACUGACCCACUUGGAAGCCCUGAUGUUUUCACAAGAAAUAAUCCUGGUUUUCACGGAGCUCCCAAUUCUAGUCCUAUUCACCUGAAUAGGACUCCUCUUUCUCCCCCUUCAGUAAUGCUACACGGUUCUCCUGGACAGUCAUCCUGUGCAAUGGCUGGAAGGACUAAUAUACCUCUUUCCCCAACCUUGACUACAAAGAGUCCAGUAAUGAAAAAACCAAUGUGUAAUUUUUCAACUAAUAUGGAAAUACCACGAGCAAUGUUCCAUCACAAACUACCCCAAGGCCCACCUCCCCCUCCUCCACCUUCUUGUGCUCUUCAGAAAAAGCCAUUAACAUCUGAGAAAGAUCCACUUGGCAUUCUUGACCCUAUUCCUAGUAAACCAGUGAAUCAGAACCCUGUUAUCAUUAAUCCAACUAGUUUCCAUUCAAAUGUCCACUCUCAGGUACCUGUGAUGAAUGUAAGCAUGCCUCCUGCUGUUGUUCCUUUGCCAAGUAAUCUCCCUUUGCCAACCGUAAAACCUGGCCACAUGAAUCAUGGGAGUCAUGUACAAAGAGUUCAGCAUUCAGCUUCAACCUCCCUGUCCCCUUCUCCAGUGACAUCCCCAGUGCACAUGAUGGGGACUGGAAUUGGAAGGAUUGAGGCAUCGCCCCAAAGAUCACGCUCAUCUUCCACAUCAUCAGAUCACGGAAAUUUCAUGAUGCCACCUCUAGGACCCCAGGCCACUUGUAGUGGUAUUAAGGUUCCACCCAGGUCACCAAGGUCAACAAUAGGGUCCCCAAGGCCAUCAAUGCCAUCAAGCCCUUCUACCAAGUCCGAUGGACAUCAUCAGUACAAGGAUAUCCCUAACCCAUUAAUUGCUGGAAUGAGUAAUGUACUAAAUACCCCAAGCAGUGCAGCUUUUCCUACUGCAUCUGCCGGAAGCGGUUCUGUAAAGAGUCAGCCUGGUUUGCUGGGAAUGCCUUUAAAUCAGAUCUUGAACCAGCACAAUGCUGCCUCCUUUCCAGCAAGUAGUUUACUCUCAGCAGCAGCCAAAGCACAGCUAGCAAAUCAAAACAAACUUGCUGGUAACAACAGUAGCAGCAGUAGCAAUUCUGGAGCUGUUGCUGGCAGUGGCAACACUGAAGGACAUAGCACUUUAAAUACCAUGUUCCCUCCUGCUGCCAACAUGCUUCUCCCAACAGGUGAAGGGCAAAGUGGUCGAGCAGCACUAAGAGAUAAGCUGAUGUCUCAGCAAAAGGACUCACUGCGGAAAAGAAAACAGCCACCUACCACAGUGUUGAGUUUGCUCAGACAGUCUCAAAUGGAUAGUUCUGCAGUUCCUAAACCUGGACCCGACUUGCUAAGGAAGCAGGGUCAGGGGUCGUUUCCCAUCAGUUCAAUGUCUCAGUUACUACAGUCUAUGAGUUGUCAAAGCUCUCACUUGAGUAGCAAUAGUAGCCCGGGUUGUGGGCGCUCAAAUACUGCUUUGCCUUGCUCUGCUAACCAGCUGCAUUUUACAGACCCCAGUGUGAACUCCAGUGGUCUUCAGAAUCCACUGACACAGGACGUACCUUUAAGAGGGGAAGCCGUGCACUGCCACAAUGCAAACACUAACUUUGUUCACAGUAACAGUCCAGUCCCAAACCACCAUCUUGCAGGUUUAAUAAAUCAGAUUCAGGCUAGCGGGAACUGUGGGAUGCUCAGUCAGUCGGGCAUGGCCUUAGGAAAUUCAUUACAUCCCAAUCCACCUCAGUCAAGAAUUUCAACGUCCUCCACUCCAGUGAUACCAAACAGCAUUGUUAGCAGCUAUAAUCAAACAAGUUCUGAAGCAGGCGGUUCAGGACCAUCAUCCUCCAUAGCCAUAGCUGGCACCAACCACCCUGCCAUCACAAAGACAACAUCUGUCCUUCAAGACGGCGUCAUAGUCACCACCGCAGCUGGAAACCCACUGCAGAGUCAGCUGCCCAUUGGGAGUGAUUUUCCUUUUGUUGGCCAGGAGCACGCACUUCAUUUUCCAUCCAACAGCACUUCAAACAACCAUCUUCCACACCCCUUGAACCCCAGCCUCCUCAGUUCUCUACCUAUCUCUUUGCCAGUGAAUCAACAGCAUCUCCUAAACCAGAAUCUAUUAAAUAUCCUCCAGCCUUCAGCAGGAGAAGGCAAGUCUGAGAUCAACCUCCACCCUUUAGGUUUUCUCAACCCGAAUGUAAACGCUGCUUUAGCUUUUCUCUCCAGUGACAUGGAUGGGCAGGUAUUGCAGCCUGUUCACUUUCAACUCUUAGCAGCCCUGCUUCAGAACCAAGCCCACGCAGCUGCCAUGCUUCCCCUGCCAUCUUUCAAUCUGACCAUCUCAGAUCUUUUGCAACAGCAAAAUACCCCUUUACCCUCAUUAACACAGAUGACAGCCCCACCAGACCAUUUGCCAAGCAAUCAGUCAGAGAACAGCCGAGCUGAGACCCUUUUAACCAGCCCCCUGGGGAACCCUUUACCAAGCUUUGCAGGCAGUGACACUACUUUUAACCCCCUGUUCCUCCCAGCUGUCACUGGGGCCUCAGGAUUAAUGGCCUUGAAUCCCCAGCUGUUGGGAGGUGUCCUGAACUCGGCAUCGGCCAACACCGCUAAUCAUCCAGAGGUUUCCAUAGCAACUUCUUCCCAGGCAACCACUACCACAACCACUACAUCAUCAGCAGUGGCAGCACUGACUGUCUCAACACUUGGUGGGACAGCAGUGGUGUCAAUGGCAGAAACAUUGCUGAAUAUAUCUAAUAAUGCUGGGAAUACACCUGGUCCAGCUAAACUGAACAGUAACUCUGUGGUGCCACAGCUACUUAACCCUCUACUGGGGACAGGUCUGCUUGGUGACAUGUCCUCAAUAAACAGUACUUUGAAUAACCAUCAACUGACUCAUCUACAGUCGCUGUUAAACAACAAUCAGAUGUUUCCUCCAACUCAGCAACAGCAGCAGAUUCUUCAGGGGUACCAGAAUCUCCAGGCUUUUCAAGGACAGUCCACAAUUCCUUGCCCAGCUAACAAUAACCCCAUGGCUUGUCUGUUUCAGAACUUUCAGGUGAGAAUGCAGGAAGAUGCAGCUCUCCUAAACAAAAGAAUAAGCACUCAGCCGGGGCUCACAGCACUUCCCGAAAAUCCAAACACUACACUUCCACCUUUCCAAGAUACAUCUUGUGAGUUGCAAUCGCGGAUUGACCCAUCUCUUGGUCAACAGGUGAAGGAUGGCCUCAUUGUGGGUGGCCAAGGUGAUGCUUCCAUAGAUGCUAUUUACAAAGCAGUUGUUGAUGCAGCCAGCAAAGGAAUGCAGGUUGUCAUCACCACUGCAGUCAACAGUACAACUCAGAUCAGCCCCAUUCCAGCUCUGAGUGCCAUGAGUGCCUUCACUGCUUCAAUUGGUGACCCAUUAAGUCUCCCCAGUGCUGUCAGUGCGGUCAUUCAUGGACGAAACAUGGGCAGUGUUGAUCAUGAUGGUAGGCUGAGAAGUGUAAGAGGGGCUCGGCUGCCCAGCAAUCUGGACCAUGGGAAAAACUCAAACGAAGGAGAUGGGUUUGAAUAUUUCAAGUCGGCAAGUUGCCACACAUCUAAAAAACAGUGGGAUGGGGAGCAAAGCCCUGGAGGGGAGCGAAACAGGUGGAAGUGUGAGGAAUUUUUAGAUCAUCCAGACCAUAUCCACAAUAGUCCUUGUCACGAAAGACUCAACAAUGUCUCCACACUGCCAUUUCUGCCUGGGGAACAGCACCCAAUACUGUUACCAUCAAGAAACUGUCAAGGGGAUAAAAUUCUGGAGGAAAAUUUCAGGUAUAAUAACUACAAAAGAACUAUGAUGAGUUUUAAGGAGAGACUAGAGAACACUGUGGAAAGAUGUACACACAUCAAUGGGAACAGACCUCGACAGAGUCGGGGCUUUGGAGAGCUGCUGAGCACCACAAAGCAAGACCUGGUCCUAGAGGAGCAAUCUCCGAGCUCCUCAAAUAGUUUGGAAAGUUCUCUGGUCAAAGACUACAUCCAUUACAAUGGAGACUUUAAUGCCAAAAGCAUUAACGGGUGUGUACCUAGCCCUUCAGACGCUAAAAGCAUUAGUAGUGAAGAUGACCUAAGGAAUCCAGACUCCCCCUCUUCAAAUGAAUUGAUACAUUAUAGGCCAAGGACGUUCAACGUUGGCGACUUGGUCUGGGGCCAAAUCAAAGGACUGACUUCCUGGCCUGGAAAAUUAGUAAGAGAAGACGACGUUCACAGUUCUUGUCAACAAAGCCCCGAGGAAGGGAAGGUGGAGCCCGAGAAGUUGAAGACACUAACAGAAGGUUUAGAAGCUUACAGCCGAGCCCGGAAAAGGAACAGAAAAAGUGGAAAGCUAAAUAACCAUUUAGAAGCUGCUAUUCAUGAGGCCAUGAGUGAACUGGACAAAAUGUCUGGGACUGUUCACCAAAUCCCACAGGGAGACAGACAAAUGAGACCCCCCAAACCCAAGAGGAGGAAGAUCUCCAGAUAACAGGGACUACUCCACCAAUGCGCAGUGUUUAUUAAAGGAGUGUGCACAGAUAUAGCUGUAUAUAAGUAUUGAUAUAGCCGCUGUUAUAUCAAUAUUUAUACUACGGCAGAUAGUUAACACCGCCACAGGGUGCUAAAAGAAACAGUGAUACAAUAUUUUUUUUUUUUUUUUGAUCAGGAAGGAUAAUGAAUGCUGGAAAACUAAUCAGAAUCCCUGAAUGAUGAGAGUGAUAGUCAAGAGAUUACUGAGAAACUCUUUUUCUAUAAUACUAAAAUUGUGAUUAUAAGAAAUAGUCCAAAUGUUUCUGAAGAAUUUUCCAUGUUGUAUAUAGAAAAUGCAGAAUUUCAUGGUGAUAUCAAAAAUGUAAAUAUUGUACAAUAUUGUCAUGUACAAGCAUACCUAAUGCACACUUUAUCUUUUAUUGUACAAAGAAAUAGUGUACAAAAUUCUUUGGUUUCUAUGGAGUACACCUACCAGAGACUACAAGUGUAAAGUGAUAAAUAAAAAUACAACCUAAAUGCUUUUCUAUGAUAAUGUAAAAGAUGCUGUUUUUGUAUUUAACAGCAGAGAAAAGGCAUGAUAAUGUAUUAAUUGAAUUAUGACAUACACUGCACACCACUGAGUGUCCAUUUAUAUUGUCUGUUUGGAAUGAACCUUGCCUGGAAGCACUGGACUUGAUUUCGGGUGUCUAGGAAAUCGAAACCUUGCAGAUUUCUAAAGGGACAAGGGCUCACAGGUCUAAAUUAAGAAUUCAGAAACUGCAACUAUUUGUUGCAUAUUUUUUUUACCUAAGUUUUAAAGUAGAAUAGGUUUUAUAUAAAAAAAAUCUUAGAUGGGAUAUUUUACUCAAUCAUUUCUGUAGUUAACAUUUGAUAGCCACCUCUUGAACUAGACAGCUUAUGCUGCACCACCACUGACGCUCAGAGUUGAGGUUUUUUUGCAAACAAUACCUGACAAGAUAAAACUUUCUGUUUCCGUACAUGGAGGCAAAGCCCCACUUUGAAACCAUUAUCAGAGGUAAGGUUGAUUAUAAUUCAGUUUUUCUGUAGCAGCAAAAAUAAGUACAAAUCAUCAAAGCAAGUUUCACAUCCAUUCAUCAGUAUUACUUACACCAGAAGUUAAGGUGGCUUAUGAAAUUAUUAGCAAUGGUAAUUUUUUAUCAGUAUUAUGUAACAUAUCAGAUUUAUUUUAUUUAAAGAAUUAUUUAUACCAUUAAUAGAUUCUUAUAUAUAUUAAUGUGGCUGAAAUGUGCAGGUUGAAUCUAUUAACCAAAUUAUUUAUAUUAUAUUAAGUAAAAAAAUGUGAAACAAAUGUAGAGAGAAAAUACUACAUUGCAAGUAUACAAACCUAAAACUGUGAGCCAUUGUAAAGUACAAGGUUAUUAAUAAGAAAUGUAGCACAACAUAAAUAUCUUUUUUUCACAGUUUUUGUGGUGGUGGUAUAACCCUAUCUCCCAGGCAAUUGAGCCAAGUUUCAGGCCUUCAGCCUGAAAUUGAUUGGAUUGGAUUCAAUUGAUGGAUUGUCAAAGGAAGGGAUCCCUUAUCUCUUUAUUCUUAGAGCCACCAACCCCACCUCCAAACCCUUAACCCUCGGGAGAGCACUGCCUCUUCCCCUCGCCUGGGAUUCCCUCCACAGCCUACUGCUUCGGCUUCUGGGAGGCCCUCCAAUGGCAGGCUCUGAACCCGUUAAAUGCCCACCACGUCGCUUCUCUUCUCUCAUCCACCCCUCCAGCUCCUCAGUCCCAUGAUGUAGCAGAGUUCCAGUCACUCAGGAAAAAGGAGACCAAGGUCAUUCCCCUGUUUGGUUUCUCGGGGCCACAGCACAGAGCACUGCACCUGGGCUCACUUUUGAUAUCAACAGCUCUUAGUUCUUCUCCCAGGUCUCCUGUGUCUCUCUGUCCUUUCCAUUCCCACUCUCACCCCUACCCCCAAGCCUGAUGGAGUGCAACUGGCUACACUGGGCUUCAUGGCCUGGAGGCAGGAACCCUUCCUUCUGGGGGUAGGUUGAGUUUGUCUUUCCUGUCAUGGCCGGAUUGCCUGCCUGGUCCUUCCUGCAGUCACCUGAAGUAACCUUGUGUACUUUAGUUGACUAUUUUUGUUAUAAGUUGAUGUAUUUGGUAUGUUUAAACCAUUAAUGUUGUCCUUUUUUUUGUACCAGUCUGCUUUUCUACUGUGUUGUCUACACGGUUGUCUUUAUUUACAGAUUCACAGCAUAUGUGUGUUUGCGUCUUGGGUGUGUCUGCGUGUAUGUGGGGUUUUGUGUGUGUUGAUAUGUAGAAGCUUUUUUAGCCUUUGCUUUUUUGUCUUCAGACUGAGUUUAUGUCUGCCAAGCCUUCUUUUUGAUAUUUUAAACUAAUUAGGUUUCUGCAUCCCUGACUCGUGUAUACUUUACAUCAGUAGACCAUGUAAAGUAUGUUUGUGCCCAUGAUUUCACUGGUUGCUUAUGGCUUCAUGUGGGUGCUAGGUAUUGUUUCAGUCCACACAGGUUUGGUUUUUUUUCUUUUUCUUUUUCUGUUUUUUUUUUUGCGGUACGCGGGCCUCUCACUGUUGUGGCCUCUCCCGUUGCGGAGCACAGACUCCGGACGCGCAGGCUCAGCGGCCAUGGCUCACGGGCCCAGCCGCUCCGCGGCGUGUGGGAUCUUCCCGGACCGGGGCACGAACCCGUGUCCCCUGCAUCGGCAGGCGGACUCUCAACCACUGCGCCACCAGGGAAACCCAGGUUUUUUUCUUUUUUUCUCUCUUCUACAGUUCUAUGGUUUCAUGUAAGCAGUUAAUGUAAAUAUUGUUAGCAUUACAUGCAGUGCUGUAACAUUUUUUUAAAUGUUGCACCUACUUUACAAUUUAAAAACUUGGUCAUUCGUACUUGAAUUUUGCCCACAGAGCCAUUUCAUUCUCUUUGUAUUAAAGCCAAUUCAUUUUUUUAAAAUGAAGGCUAGCCCUUCUACAUUAGUACAUUUUUUUAUUCCCUAAAAUAAACUUUUUUUUUCAACAAAUCUGAGAAUGGAAGCAAAAUGAAAAAAUUUUGCUCCUUUAAAGAACUGCAUAGUCCCUAAUUUUAUUUUGUGCCCUCUAAAAGUCUUAGGAAGCACAUGGAGAAUAAAUUAUACCUUUAAGUGUUUUUUUAAGAUUAUUUCAAAUGAGUGAAAUCUAACUGAGCAGCACUUAUUUAAUCUGUCUUGUUUGUAGCGUUAAAAGCAAUCAGGGUUUUUAUUUAUUUAAGGAACAUUUUUGGUUUGUACUUUUUAGUCCUAUUGUGCAUGUAAAUUCUUUGAGAAGAAUAUUCAUCCCUUGUGAUAUCGUGGGCCACUGUUAGUCUUUUAUUUGAACCCUGACUUUGAGUUAUUUGCUAUGUCUGUUUUUUAAGUAAACACAAGCUUCUUUUUUGAACGUUAACACUGCAGAAUUUUGGGAGGAGUGGAGGGUGGUUGUUCUACUUUCUGUAAGUUUUAUGAAGAUUUUCAGCUGACUUAUCCCAUGAGGUGAUUCUUUUUUUCAUUUCAGACCAUGAUAACAUAUUGUAGUUAACUUUGGUAAUCUUCCAUGCAGUUUGCAAAGUUCCCUUGUAAGUCACAAGUGGUUUCGCAUUGAGAUUUUAAAAUCUAAGAUGCUUAAGGUGCUGGUGACAUUGCUCUUUCUGAAAAGAAAGCCAAGAUUCUAGACCUUACUGAAAAUCUGAUAUCUUGUUUACUUUGCCCAUUUAUGCCCAAAUGAUGUAAUGCAAGACUCAAGACUUUUCCAUGUAGUGUAUAAAAUGAGUUAUGCAUUACUUGACUCAUUUGGGGACUAUGAACAAAUACUAUCAACCAACCAGAACUGUAAUACUGAAUUAUUGUUUAUCUUUUUCUUUCAUUCACUCUAUCACGUUUGCAUUAGCCAAAGAGAUAAGAACAUUAGUAAUUCAUACGUGUAAACAACCCAGAAGUGAAUAUUAAAUCAGUGAGCCAAAAAGCAAUAAACAACUCAAGCAUGGGAAAUCCUGCUAACAGUGGGCAGUCUGAUAUAGAAAAAAUAUAUAAAAAACAUUAUCUUCAAAUAUGAAAGAUUAAUUUGUAUCUACUGUAAAUAUGUGUUAUCAGCCUUAUCUGCUUUUAUACACACUGUGUGUGUACCUCAGUGACCUUUUAUAAACCGGAGAAAUGGUUGAUUUAAUAAUUUGUUAUGUAAAUACAAAGUUGUCUAUAAAUUGGAAAAUUUGAUGCCAGAUGGCUUCACAAUAUACAACUGUGUUUUGUAACAUCAUGCCUUUAU
Molecule: messenger RNA, 11467 nt
Organism: Globicephala melas (long-finned pilot whale)
Lineage: Eukaryota; Metazoa; Chordata; Mammalia; Artiodactyla; Delphinidae
Source: RefSeq, a predicted model, not a curated record